Molecule: messenger RNA, 1280 nt
Organism: Bursaphelenchus okinawaensis
Lineage: Eukaryota; Metazoa; Nematoda; Chromadorea; Rhabditida; Aphelenchoididae
Source: the annotation of a GenBank genome assembly
AUGGAGUCUGCACCUAACGAAAAGCAUGAGACAAGUGUAGUGGAUGUGAAUUAUAGCUACGAUUAUGUAGAUUCUAAUGUAAGUUAAGGCGUUUUUUUGCUACCCUAGCCUUAGCUUUAGCUCUAACCCACAACCCCAACCCAGAGCCCUAGCCCAGAGCCCUAGCCCAGAACCCUAGCCCAGAGCCCUAGCCCAGAGCCCUAGCCCAGAGCCCUAGCCCAGAGCUCUAGCACAGAGCCCUAGCCCAAAGCCCUAGCCCAGAGCCUUAGCCCAGAGUCCUAGCCCAGAGCUAUAGCCCAGAGCCCUAGCCCAGAGUCCUAGCCCAGAGCCCUAGCCUCAAGCCCUAGUCUUUAGUCCUACUCCUACUUUCAGUUUUAGCCUCAGCACUCUAGAGCUCUAGCUCUAGUCUUAGUCUUUCUUUCUACAAUGAGAUUCUAAUGCAUAUAAAGCUAGUUUGAGCUCUAGCCCUAGUUAUGUAUACCUUUACAUUUCUCUAUAGCCUUAGUCAUAGCUCUAGUUUUAGCCCUAGCCUUGAUCUAGUGAAUUUAUAAACCUUUAAUUUAUAUACUUAAUUUUAGGUUCCAACUGGUGCAAUAUCAUUUGUAGGCAUCUUGAUAUCACUGUUUUACACUGGUGUAUUCUCGCAACUACGAUAUGACAACCUAUCAUAUCUUUUCUUUUUACUGUCUCUCAGUUAUUUAGCUUUAUACUUUGGAUACAAAUGUGAAAACUACUGUCUCUACUAUCCAAUAAUUAUUAUGUCAUUUAUAACACUACUAGUCACUGGUUAUUUUGUAUUUUUAGCUUUUGUAGAUCCAGAAUUACUGUACUAUUCAUUUACUAGACGACAAUAUACAGCUAACUUUAACAAUGACUAUGCUAUGAUAUUUGACUAUCUCGGUCCGUCAUUGAUUAUAUACGAUCUGUUGAUUGGGUUGUUCUUGUAUAAUAUUGUAUAUGAUUUUAUUGUGCUCAGAAGCAGGUACAAUGACAAUACGGUCUAUUUGUAGUAAUUUUUAUUUCUUUGACGUUUUCUUUUAAUUGAAUGGUAUUUAUUAAUGUAUAGUUAUUAUGUGAUAGCAAUAAAUAUUAUUUUAAAUUUUAAAAAUCCUUUACUGGCUUUAUGCCUUAGGCAAGGUAUGGUUAUGGAGAGUGAACCUGUUCAGGUUGUGGUUGGGGCUAAGGCUGAGGCUGACGCCAAGGAUGAGGAUGAGGCUGAGGCUGAGGCUGAGGCCGAGGCUGAAGCUAAGGCUAAAGCUGAGGUUAAAGCUGAGACUUAG